This is a messenger RNA of Fusarium musae, 2127 nucleotides long. RefSeq lists its product as uncharacterized. The coding region runs from base 1 to 2127 and encodes 708 amino acids. Gene Ontology annotation, molecular function: guanyl-nucleotide exchange factor activity; small GTPase binding. Gene Ontology annotation, cellular component: cytosol; endocytic vesicle. Gene Ontology annotation, biological process: vesicle-mediated transport. The record is from RefSeq and is a predicted model, not a curated record. The transcript is spliced from 3 exons. NCBI's taxonomy places the organism in Eukaryota, Fungi, Ascomycota, Sordariomycetes, Hypocreales, Nectriaceae.
AUGGCGUCUCGCGAUGCCUCCGAGGGCCCCUCGGCUCGUCCCUCUUCCAUACGCACUGCUUCCCACACGCACACUCCUAAAACAACUGCUUCUGGCAGCGACGAUCGAUUAAAAGUCCCCAAAAGAGCUCAUACGUUUGCAAACACCACUCCGGCGAAAGACGGCACUGCAUCUCCUGAUGCCUUCGACACUGCCGAGCAUAGCGAUUCAGACGAUGGAAUUGAAAUAACUCGGGCUUCCAUCGAGCUAGACAUCCUUCCCAUCGAACUUAUAACCUUGACGGAUAGCUUCAUCGAGUCUCUGAAUGCAAAAGUCCAUCCGACUCCUCCCAACAUUGAGAGAUUAUCGCAGAAGUUUCAAGAGUUUUAUACGCAAGCCUCUGCUAACAUAAACACCCAUAUCAACGCCCUUGCCUCAAGACAAAGCCGCGACGUCUCUCCCGCACCAUCCACCUCUUCAAUAUCCUCUGCCGCCAGUCGCCUUCGAUCAAAGGCCAGUGCGCUUACCAAGGCUGAACCAGAGCAGCAAAUGAUCACAUCAGAAGAGCUAGCAAGCCGUAAGAGAACAAGGAAAGCCCUUGAAGCCAAGAGGUCUCUGCUGGAAGAGGCCGUCGAGCGUAGACUGUGUGAAGGUAUCUACGACAAGAUUUACAGGCACCGAAGCACGCAGGAUGAGGCUCAAGAUGACAAACUACGCUCCAAGACUGCCGCCUUGGCCUUGGUCGGUAUUGGGCCUGCUGACCUAGGCAUUGACCUCACCGGCGAGACAGAUGAAUCUGAGGGAAAAGCUGGCCCGACAGUGGAAGAUAUUAAAGAGAAGCUGGAGCCCGCCAGACGAGAUAUUGCCAUGAUGACGCAGAAGCGAUAUCCACUGGGUAAGCUGAAUCAUCUCAAAGCUGCCCAUCGAAGUAUCGUCGACACCCUCGCUCAUUUUCAUCCUUCGGCAUCCGCUGACGAGAUUAUGCCUAUGCUUAUCUACACCCUUAUAACUCUGCCGCCAGAGAACCUACAUGUCAUUAGUGAUGUUCACUUUAUACAGUAUUUUCGAUGGGAGCCGAAGCUUACAGGCGAGGCUGCUUACUGUUUGACAAACCUUGAGGCUGCUAUCAGCUUUCUGCAGACAGUGGAUCUUACAACACUUAGGGCGGAUGAACAGCUUUCCGGUCCAGCAAAGAGCACAAGCCCAAGGACCGAUACUUUUCCUCCCGCUUACCAGCAAGGAGAAAUGCCCUCAUCGGCAAAUAUGCCCGAAACAAGCAAGACCAAGGCUGAGGGGGGAAAGACCUCAGCCUCCGAUGUUAAAGCAUCUGUGGCGUUGCGAAACCGUCGUCUGAGCGAUCUUGUGAACGGGCCUGCACAGGCUUUCGGGGCUGCCAGCGAUGCGGUCUUUAACACAGCCGACCAGAGCUUGAAAAACAUAUCGAACAGCCUGGGAGAUAGUUACAAAUUCCUCGUAGGGAAAUUAAGGGAGCAUCAGGAUAGCCCCCGAGAGUCUAUCACAGUACCUAGGACUCUAGAUGAUGCCCGAAAACUUGUCAGCACGCCCUCCCCGGAUGAGGAGGACAGCAGCGGGCUCAACAGACUCCUUGCACCUGACGACAAUGAUCUUUCGAAGCGCCCAGCCUCUCGCGAAGAACGAGUCCUGAACCUGAUAGGAGGCCGCCGCGACCGCAGUGCUGAUAGUGCUCGAAGUGGUCGCAGUGCGAGCUCUUCAAAGAAAGUAUUGUUCGCUUCUGACGAGCCUAAGACAGCCAACCAAAUUCCGGGGCAGAACCCUGCCGUUCUGGACCAGAUGCGCAACUUAGGCAAUUCUUUUAAUCCUAUGGCUCGACUUCCCAGCAUCAGCAUGAUCCGUGGAUUUGGGCGCAACACCCCAUCAGCCCCUUCAACCCCAGCUGCUAAGGAGCCGGUGAAGCCCGCAGACGGUGGAGAUUUAGGAACAGCAUUCCCUGACAUCGCCGCAGCUCUUCCACCAAAAGAGAUUCCUAGAAUUGCUCCGCCUAACAAACGCUUCAUGGAGAUACAGACUCCUGGGGAACUUAAGCUGGGUGAAGUUCUUGACUUAUUGCGAGAUUACCGUCGUUUGGCUGGCGCAUUGAAGGAUAUUGGUGCUUUUGAGACCAAGUGA